CCUCUCUCUCUCUCUCCUUCCUUUCUGCCUCCUCUCCUCUGCUCAUUUGACAUCUGCGCUGCUCUCCAAACACCAACUAAUUUUGCCGCCCCCAUCACCCAUCACAACACAUCUUUAAAACGGCCACCUUGCUAGGCCACCGUAGUUGGCCACCCACCUCUCUCUCUCUCUCUCUCUCAGACGCGCAAUGGCGAAGCCCCGCAAGAACAGCACCGCCGCCAACAGCAACAGCAACAGCGCAGCCGCCAUGGCCGGCGACGUCGCGGCGCUCGCGAAGCCGAAGCGCACGCGGAAGAGCGUGCCACGGGAGUCCCCCUCGCAGCGCAGCUCCGUCUACCGUGGCGUCACUCGGCACCGGUGGACGGGGCGGUUCGAGGCGCACCUGUGGGACAAGAACAGCUGGAACGAGUCCCAGAACAAGAAGGGCAAGCAAGUUUACCUCGGGGCGUACGACGACGAGGAGGCAGCGGCGCGGGCGUAUGACUUGGCGGCAUUGAAGUACUGGGGCCGCGACACCAUACUCAACUUCCCGGCGUCUGCGUACGAAGAAGGGUUGAAAGAAAUGGAGGGGCAAUCCAGGGAGGAGUAUAUUGGAUCCUUGAGGAGGAGAAGCAGUGGGUUCUCAAGAGGCGUCUCGAAAUACCGGGGUGUCGCGAGGCAUCACCACAAUGGGAGAUGGGAGGCGAGGAUCGGACGUGUUUUCGGCAACAAGUAUCUCUACCUCGGCACCUACGCGACGCAGGAGGAAGCGGCGAUGGCGUAUGACAUGGCGGCCAUCGAGUACCGGGGUCUGAACGCCGUCACCAACUUCGACCUCAGCCGGUACAUCAAGUGGCUCCGCCCCGGCGCCGACGGGACGGCCGCCGCCGCCGCGCAGAACCCGCACCCAAUGCUGGGCGGCCUGGCGCAGGAGCUGCUGCCGGUGGACCACCUCCAGGGCGCGGAGGCGCAUUUCCUGCUGCCGCCAAGAACGUCGCUGGGCCACACCCCGACGACGUCGGCGCUCAGCCUGCUGCUGCAAUCGCCCAAGUUCAAGGAGAUGAUCGAGCGGACGUCGGCAGCCGAGAGCACCACCACCACGUCGUCCUCGUCGCCGCUGACGCCGUCCCCGCCGCCGCCGCCGCAGGCGCAGGAGGCGGCCAAGGACGGCGGCGGCGCCUCGCCGCAGUGCAGCUUCCCCGAGGAUAUACAGACCUUCUUCGGGUGCGAAGACGUCGCCGGCGUCGUGUACGCCGACGUGGACAGCCUGUUCUUCGGCGACCUGGCCGCUUACGCGUCGCCGGCGUUCCACUUCGAGCUGGACCUGUAGCUCACACGCCAUUAGGCCGUUAAUUGAUCUCUUUAAUUCAGCUGGGUUUUGCAAUUAGGACAAUCAGAUCACCAAAGCAGAAGAAAGAAAUGGUGAGAAACAAACAAGAAGAGGCAGUAGAACAGAGAGACAGUGCCUAGUAUGUUCAGAGAUUCACAGUGGUAGCGAGAACUGAAGAAUUAAGAUUGUAAUUUCUUUUUCACCUUGGUAACCUGAGGUAGAGCGAGCGACUGAGCGAGCGAGCAAGAGAUUAUUUCAUUUGUUUCAUUCCUGAUAAAAGAAAAAAGAGCAACCACAUAUAUAUCCACAAACACCUCCUAAAUUGCAGUGUGUUUUUAUCUGUAAUUGCAUUGGUUCACAUGGAUGGUCCUUG
Molecule: messenger RNA, 1682 nt
Organism: Phragmites australis (common reed)
Lineage: Eukaryota; Viridiplantae; Streptophyta; Magnoliopsida; Poales; Poaceae
Product: AP2-like ethylene-responsive transcription factor At1g16060
Exons: 8
Coding region: 188-1309 (373 amino acids)
Biological process (GO): regulation of DNA-templated transcription
Molecular function (GO): DNA binding; DNA-binding transcription factor activity
Source: RefSeq, a predicted model, not a curated record